GCUUUUUUUUAUGCCAACAUGUUUCGCAAGCUACUACCAAACAAUUUGCGUUCUCUGGGGGAACAACAGCUUCGUUUGGUCCAAACUGUAUCUAAGGAAGCUGAAAAGCAGCCGAAAAAGUCCAAAAAACUGGAUCCACCGAAAGGGUAUAAGCCCAAUUGUAAGACCAAAUUUGGACCACUGGAUGACUGCGAUCGGAUCUUUCAGAAUCUUUAUGGACGCCACGAUUGGCGAUUGCAGGGAGCCUGUGAGCGGGGUGAUUGGCAUCGCACUGGGGAUCUCCUGGAGCAAGGUCCUGAAUGGAUAAUGGAGCAGGUGAGCAAGAGUGGUCUGCGCGGACGUGGAGGAGCUGGAUUCUAUGCCGGACGCAAAUGGGAUUUCCUGCGAAAGGCGAAGUCGGAAAAGGUGCCCAAGGUGGUUAUUGUGAACUGCGCAGAAGGAGAGCCGGGAACCUGCAAGGAUCGGGAAAUCCUGCGCCACGAGCCACACAAACUGAUCGAGGGCAUGCUCCUGGUGGGCGUGGCCAUGGGAUGCGGGCGGGCCAUUGUAUACGUUCGGAAUCGAUUCUACAAUGAGGCUUGUAACCUGCACUUUGCCCUGGAGGAGGCCUAUCACCACGGUUUGGUGGGGGAAAGUGCCUGUGGCUCGGGCAUAAAGUUCGAUGUGAUGGUCCAGCGGGGAGAUCGGUACUUGUGUGGCGAAGAAACCGCCAUGAUCAACUGCUUGAUGGGUAAAUUGGGGCGACCUCGUCGUCGUCCGCCCUAUCUCACCGAGAAGGGUUACUUCGGGCAUCCCUGCUUGGUGAUCAAUGCCGAGUCCAUUGCCGUGGUGCCUUCGAUCCUGCGAAGAGGCUCCGAAUGGUGGGCAGGAUUGGGUAGCAGUUACAAUACUGGAACCAAACUGUAUUGUCUAAGCGGUCAGGUUAAUAAUCCUUGCACUGUGGAGGAGGAAAUGUCCAUUCCCCUCAAGGAUCUCAUUGAACGACAUGCCGGUGGAGUAAAGGGCGGUUGGGAUAACCUUGCGGCUGUCUUUCCAGGUGGUCUGUCCACACCCUUGUUGGAUCCUCCAACUGCUGCCGAGGUUCUCAUGGAUUUCGAUUGCCUGGUGGCGGCGGGCAGUGGUCUCGGAUGUGGAGCCGUCAUUGUAAUGUCCAAGGACAGUGAUCCUCUGGCGGUGAUGCUGCGUUCCAUUCAAUUCUUCGAGAAACACACCUGCAAGCAAUGCACUUAUUGCCGUGAUGGUGCCAUUUGGCUUCCGGAGAUAUUUGCCCGAUUCGUCAAGGGACAGACACAUCCGCACGAGAUCGAUUGGACUUUGGCCAUAGCCGAUAAGAUCAGGAAUAGCAAACCAAUUUGCGGUUUGGCUUAUAGCCAAGUUAGCGUGGCCGAGAGUCUAGUGCGAUUGUUUGGCCCUCAAAUAGAGGAACGCAUCCUUAAAUACGCAAAGGGAUCUUGAAAUAAGCCCACUUAAAUUUACAAAAUUUGUAUUCAUUAUUAAUAAGAAAUAUUUAACAUAGAAUCAAAUAAUUAAUACAACGAA
Messenger RNA from Drosophila rhopaloa, 1539 nucleotides. It is a transcript of the gene ND-51L2, whose product is annotated as NADH dehydrogenase [ubiquinone] flavoprotein 1, mitochondrial. Gene Ontology annotation, biological process: mitochondrial electron transport, NADH to ubiquinone. The record is from RefSeq and is a predicted model, not a curated record. Gene Ontology annotation, molecular function: 4 iron, 4 sulfur cluster binding. NCBI's taxonomy places the organism in Eukaryota, Metazoa, Arthropoda, Insecta, Diptera, Drosophilidae. The transcript has a single exon. The coding region runs from base 19 to 1455 and encodes 478 amino acids.